Messenger RNA from Leishmania braziliensis MHOM/BR/75/M2904, 4107 nucleotides. RefSeq lists its product as hypothetical. Lineage: Eukaryota; Euglenozoa; Kinetoplastea; Trypanosomatida; Trypanosomatidae. The transcript has a single exon. The record is from RefSeq and is a predicted model, not a curated record. Bases 1 to 4107 code for a protein of 1368 amino acids.
AUGAGCAACGCCGCCACGCCGCCCGCUGCACUGCGUGUUGGGUCAGCCGCCAUACUCUCAAAACCGCCCCCAAAUGCCACCCAGGCCUCGUCAAGCCUCCGCUUAACUUCAUCUGCUGCGUCCACUGUCGCCGCACCGCCUCACCGUGCUAUACCGUGCUUCGUCUUAUUCAGCCCACAAGGACCCCAUCCGUUGGAGGGUCUCAAGACGGUCACCCUGGAGCGUCUCAGCGACGGUGCUGUUGCCACACCCCGCCGAGGAUCUCUGCGAACUCGCGGUUCAUCCCUCAACCGACUCCCUGCAGGUGUCUCCCUUCCUCUAUCUGCAUCUACAAUGGCAGCUAGGCAUCGCACUGCGAAGCACGUAACGGCGUCCGCCGCUGCUCGAGCAUCCCACCAAUCCACCAGCGGGAUUCGCUGUGUCUACGACCGCGACACACGCUCGCAGCUGCUGCAUAUCACGCCGGGGACGGAGGUUGACUUUUCCUCCUGCAUGCGACUGCCGGCGCUCGCCACGAAACCCGCGCCAGUGGUUGGGGCGGCUGCCACACCCAUGUUGUUCGCGGCCACUGCCGUGCACACCAUUGUGGUGGUGCAAUUCUGCGUAGCAGCGCCAGUUUUAUCGCCAGCUGCCCGACAUCAGGCUGGUGCACCGCGGCCCCAGCUGCCGGCGUCGCCGAUCCCUCCACCCGGGAGUUUUCAUAUUGAGCUCGUCCUUCGCACCGGCACUUCUGCAAAUACUGUUCGAGGAAGGAAUAGUGCCAGUGGUAGUAGCAGUAGCGGCAGCAGUGGCGGCGGGUACCGGCUGCGCUUCACCAACACCGGGAGCGGUGUACAGCGACACACACACCACACUAAGAUACCCUUACUGUGUGUGCGCACGGCACAAUGGGUGCAGCUUUUCUUGGACCUCGAAGCACUACUGCAGUCGUGCCAGGAAGCCGGCGCUGUUAUCAUAGGUGGCGGACCUCAUUGCCGGUUGCAACAGCUGCGCAUCGGUUCAGGUGGCAGCGCCGCCAGCACAGGAGGCAUUUACGUGCGCCGCAUCAUCGCUGGCCACGGGCUAGCACUUCCUCACCCUGUCAUUGACCAUCUCAUUACUUCAGGUGGUGUACCUGGUGUGGUGGCGGUCGUGGCUAUGCCAAGUGGUGGGGCGCCAGAGACGUUUAGAGACGCUGAUGGAGAAGGACAAAGUAGUCGACGAAACUCCGGAACGCUACAGCAAUUCAGCAGCGGCGGCGGGAGUUCCUGGGCGCCACCGGAGGCUCUGCGUCUUCCUGCGGAGGCGGGGGAGAGCCUCUGCGUGUUUGUGCGAACAGGAGAGGAGUACAUCCUGAGCGAGGCUCCUGCCCUGCCGACCCCCACUGAAGAACCGUCACCAGAGGACGUGUCGCAUGUGCGAGAGAGGGAUGACAGCGUAGGGGUGACGCAGCUGCUACUGAAGGCGAGCAACUGUGCUGGUGACGUUGGAAGGAGCCUCACUGAGUGUGCUGAGGCCGCGACACAGGGGGCCGCGAGAAGGCGGCCAGCACAGGCCGUCAAGGCGACCGCUACUAAACCCCUGACCUCACCGUUGUCUUCCGCAUUGCCGCCGCCCCAGCCACAACGCCGGCAGCUCAGUUCUCAUCAACAACAGAGCCCCGCCUCGUGGACUUCGUAUCAGGGCCACCCUGAUGGCGGGGCCGCGGCAGUACGUGCAUUCAAGAGUCAGCCGAGGUCGCCGAGAGUGCCGCACUGCACAGCCCUAGAGCUGCUACGAAUGCAUAAUCAUCGGCAGCGCUUGCAGCCUCAGCCAGUGCACCAGUUCGCCGUGUCUGGAGCCGCAACGCACACACCGAGUCCAGCCGACCCGCCGUCGCCUUUUUUUCCAUUCUCCGCAUCUCCUUUGUCCUCUCCUGUGGACGCGUCGUCUCUCUCGGUCUCCGACGACGCCGAGAUGUUUGUUGUUCGCGAGGUGUCAGCCGCUGAGCAGCUCGCUCCUGCCACACCGCCGCAGUACCCGGCAAAUCAACUCAUGACUGGCAAGCCUCCUCUGUGUUGCCCGCAGUCGCAGCCGCCGAUUGCCGAGAAAGUCACGCAUCACGCGCUGGAUGCAGGACCUACGGGCGAGGCGGCGGUGGUGCAGCAUGAACGGGAGAAUGUCGCGCUAGAGGAUGCAGACGGCGAGGGCUUCUCCACAUGCCCAGCCGCAGCAGCGACAGGCUUUCUCUUUUCCUCUAAUACGAGCACCAUCACGACUACCACCACAGCUUCAGAGGCUUCCGUCUUAUCGGUUGUGUCCUACUCCUCUGCCGUUGAGUUGAUGGAUGAGAUGAACGAGCGGGUGCGUCGCAUCCACACGGUAUUGGCGGGGGCGGAAGAAGAGGCGGCCGCCGCUGCUGCUGCUGUUAUCGUUGACCGGUCACUCGCCAGAGGCCCGCCGUCGCGCCACUUCACGCCGCCACCUACAGCGCAAGGUGGUCGGCCUGCCGCCAGCACUUCAGCACUGACAGCGCUGCCUCUUUUGGAGCCACCACCACUCACAGACGCUGCUGCAAUCCACUCCUCCUCGCCGCCCCCGUCUGCUCCUGCCACGACGACUCCUGCUGAUUUUAUGAAGGGAGCCCUGGAUGACACGUUGUGCGAUGCUGUGGUUGCCGCAGCGGCCGUACUCAACACGCCGCCAAAGUCGCCAACAGCGACGGCAAAGAGUGACGGCGUUGGGCGUGUGGCAGUUGAAGACCAUACGCCAAGACUCUCACCCACAUCAGAUAACACGAAGGCUGUUCUCGAGUUGUGGAGCUCAACAGAGAUGCCACUCUACUUACCAUCUCCGUCGCAGCGACCAGCAACUGCCGCUGUCAAAGGUGCCUCACUGAUGGAACGGCUACGUGAGCGCCAGGCGACUCUCUCUUCGUCUUCGUCGGCGGCUUCUGUCUCCCCCGUCAAUAGUGGCGACAACGGUGGUCUCGGUGACGCUCCUUCAGGCGCGAUGUUGCCACCGACAAGUGCUGUCACCUCCUGGACGUUUCACUCGGCCUCUCUGACGCCGCAGUCACCGUCGAUCCUGCGACUCCCAACUGCCAGGUCUGCAGGCGAGGGGCUGCCAGGUGCUGGUGGCGCUCCCUCAAACCACGCGACUGGUGCGGAGAGGGGUGAGGAGGCCCCACCGUUGUGGCCUUUGAGCGAAUUACGCACCACGGCUCCAGAGGGGGUGGCCGCUGUCGUGCCAUCGUCGAGGUCGUCAGCUGGUCAAGUUAUGAAGGCGGUUGUGUGGCGCCGCCCUGUCCCGGUGCCGGGUCAUCCCCCCUCCAUCGGCGACGCUACUCAGCGCGCAUUGCAGGAUGAGGUUCGACUAACGGACACCCCGCUGUCGAGACGCGCAGGAGCCCCUGAAGCGGAGAGCGGUGAUGCGCGACGUAUGGUGGCAUGGUCCGCCAGACAGAACGCCGGCACCAUUUCCUCUGGCAUGCAUACCCCCCUCUCCGCUGCUGUCGCUAGCAAGCUAGGCGUUGCACCACAACAGGAGAGCUGCCAGGGCUUCAUCGAGGCACCACAGCUCUGUAUAGGCGCGCAGGUCCCUCCCCUGCUUCCGAACGGUCGCAGCUUCAGUACUGUUAGCAGCUUUCAAAUGUGGCUGCCGUCCUCUCCCAUGCCCACACUCUCCGAGGGUCGUGGUCGCUACCCUUCUACGACCACGCCGUCCAGUGGCGGCGGUGAUCAACAUGGCGGUUUUCCAUCCAAUUCCUCCUCCGGUGUUGGCAGUGGUCCACCGCGACCUCAGCUCGGAGUCGCAGCUGUACUCCCCUCCGCACGCCCCCCUCUGCCACCUCCGUCCGUUGUACACAUGCCCCAAGCCGCUCCUGGCUUGACAGCACCUACUUCCAGUUCUGGAGCAGCAAUGGGGCUAUUGCCACUUGCUCAGCAGCAGCAGCAGACGCUUGGCCUUCCCGCAGCCACUUGGACUCGUUGCUCACCGCAUCACGCCUCCGUUUCUCCUCCGGAAGCUCCUCCGAACGACGGACCGCUCUCCGCACAGCUCGGCAACGAUGAGGGUCGGUACCUGUACGACUGCGUACUGCAGUGUUAUCUGGAUCUGGCGAGGAACACGUAUGUGGACAAGAUUUAG